AUGGACAAAGACUGCGAUAUGGUAUAUAAGAACAUCUCUGACAUAUAUAAAUCUGGGGAGUUUAAGACCUACGACAACUUUGUUUCGUUAGUUGCUGAAUGUGUAUGGCAGAUAAGAGAUAAAGAUAGAAGAGGUAAAGUAUGGAACGAACAGAUAAAACCUGCAUGUUUUGAGUUAAAGAAAACCAUUGACGCUUUAGUUGUACUUGCAGGACAAAUUUCAAUGUACAAUGCUAAAAUGAACCCGCAAUGUUCAAAAUGUAAGGCAGCAAUGAGGAAAUAUAACUACUCCGUCAAAGAGAUAGAAAGAAUGAGAAACGACUAUGCAGAUUUAAAGAAAGAAGUAGAGAAACCAGCAGAAGAUAAAAUGAACAUGUUAGAAUUUCUGAACAAAAACUAUCCAACAGCAGAAGAUUUCCUUCUAUCUGAUGUCAAGAAGAAAUAUAAAGAGACUUUCGGCAUAGUUAAAACAUUCGAUGUACUGACAGAGGAAAUCGAAGCUACAAAACUGUUUAAAGUCUCACGAAUUCAUAACGUUUACCAUGUAAAACGCUUAUAA
Molecule: messenger RNA, 558 nt
Organism: Trichomonas vaginalis G3
Lineage: Eukaryota; Parabasalia; Trichomonadida; Trichomonadidae
Product: organellar and viral DNA polymerase type B
Exons: 1
Coding region: 1-558 (185 amino acids)
Source: RefSeq, a predicted model, not a curated record